This is a messenger RNA of Papilio polytes (common Mormon), 1355 nucleotides long. Its product is annotated as zinc finger protein 729-like. The transcript is spliced from 2 exons. Gene Ontology annotation, molecular function: RNA polymerase II transcription regulatory region sequence-specific DNA binding; DNA-binding transcription factor activity, RNA polymerase II-specific. Bases 93 to 1334 code for a protein of 413 amino acids. The record is from RefSeq and is a predicted model, not a curated record. Gene Ontology annotation, cellular component: nucleus. Lineage: Eukaryota; Metazoa; Arthropoda; Insecta; Lepidoptera; Papilionidae. Gene Ontology annotation, biological process: regulation of transcription by RNA polymerase II.
UACAACCUUUUUAAGUCAUCUGUCUUAAACCGAUUUUUUUCUUUGAUGCUUAUUUUUUAAGAUAAAAAAAUGUCAAAAAGACAUUUGCGAAAAUGUCAGCAAAGUUAAUAGUGCACAAAUUUGAGGAGGGUUUUGAUUUUAAAUCAUUAUUUAUAACAAUUGGUAAUGAUUUCACUGAAACUACAUUUGGUAAUUGGUUGGAUGGGAUAACAGAACAGAAAAAGAAGAGCCCGGAAAAUUCUCGUUUAAUUAUCAAAGUGGUGUCAGGUAAUGAAAUGAAAUAUAUAGAUUUAGAUUCAUGUUGUAAAGAGAUAUCCAACAAUUCAAGUCCAUAUGCAAACUACGAACCAGAUUGGAAAGAGUCUCCGAAAACAUCCUUGAGUAAAGAAAAGCCUCAAAUUAUGAAAAUAUCUCUACUCAAUGAUUCUACCAGUAAUAACGAGAGAGAGACAGCAACUGCUGAGGAUUUAUUUAAAAAUACUCCAUUAGAAAACAGUUCAAUUCAUGAAAACAUUAACCCACUUGAAUACAGCCUAGAAAAGGUAAAAGAAACUAAUGCAAGAAUCAUGAAAAAUAUUCAAAUGUUAAAUAGAACUUUGGAUUAUACAAAAAAGAAGGAAGUACUAAAUGUUGUUUGGCCUUGUUCGAAGAACAUGAACACACACCCCUGUAAUGUAUGUGGUAAACAUUUUGUUUACGUAACUGGAUUGAAGAAACAUUAUGCAAUGAGACAUGUUAUGACAGAGCUCCAACAACAAUGGCAAGUUGUGUGGACUUGCACAGAGUGUUUCCAAGUUUGGCCAUGUCGAGACUUAGCGUUAAAUCAUUCAGGGCAAUGUGUGAAAGAAGAAAACACAGACUGUGUACGAGAAAUAAAAACAUCAUCACUUUUACAAUGCGAAUUUUGCGAGAAAGUAUUUACAAGUAUCCCGAGAUUACUAAAGCACUCGAAAGUGCAUACAAUUGCAAGUAAUUAUGAAUGUAAUGCUUGCAGCAUGAGUUUUCAAUCAUACAAAAAUGCAGAACAGCACUGGCUUUUCUGCCCUUGGUUGAAUAUGUGUUACAAAUUUGCAUUACCAAAAUUACUUCUGUGUAAUGCUUGUGAUCGUAAAUUUAGAAACUACGAGCAACUCUAUAAUCACAGGUACAAAGUAAAUCAUUUUAUGGCUAAAUUGAAAAUUGAAUGCAAUGGCAAGUCCCCAUUUUUAGUUUACCAGUGUGAAACAUGCGGGGAGUGGUUUCAAUCUAUAAUUCUUUUGCAAGCACAUAGAAAUAACUUUCACCCUCAUUAUGAUUCUGGAAUUUUAUGUAAAUCUGAUUCAUUUACUACCUAAAUAUAUGUUGCUUUAAUUCAA